AUGGGUCUAGAUGUUCAUCAAAGUACCAUUAGCCAUCUACUAAAAAAUAAAGAUACAAUUGGAAAAAAUCUCUUAGCAAAAAGACAAAAAACAUUUCAACAUCUGGAUCUUGAAGACACUGAAAAUUUAGCUAAAUUGUUUCAUAUAUCUGAGAAUGAUUUCAAGUUCUCACACAGUUGGCUAUACAAGUUCAAAAAAAGACAUGGCCUAAAGCAAAUAGUAAAACAUGAAGAAGAUGCAUCUGUAGAUGAUGCCAUCAUUGAAGAGGCUCUUCCUCGAUUAAGAGAAAUUUUAAAAGAAUAUGACCUAAAGGACAUUUAUAAUAUGAAUGAAACUGGAUUAUUCUAUUGGUAUUAA
Molecule: messenger RNA, 357 nt
Organism: Cetraspora pellucida
Lineage: Eukaryota; Fungi; Glomeromycota; Glomeromycetes; Diversisporales; Gigasporaceae
Source: the annotation of a GenBank genome assembly